AACGGCACUUACGCAUCCACACAGGUGAGAAGCCUUACGUCUGUGAUAUCUGUCAGGCACGCUUUACACAGAGUAACAGUCUGAAGGCACACAAGCUGAUUCACUCGGGGAACAAGCCCGUUUUUCAGUGUGAGCUGUGUCCCACCACUUGUGGAAGACGGACAGAUCUAAAAAUACACAUGAUGAAACUCCACACCAGCUCCACCCCACUGCAGUGUAAAAAAUGUUCUGAGACCUUCCCUGAUAGAUACUCCUGUAAAAUUCACAUGAAGAGCCAUGAGGGGGAGCGAUGUUUUAAGUGUGAGCAGUGUGACUAUGCCGCCAUGUCCUUACGUCAUUUAGAGGCACACAUUUUAACACACACAGGAGAGAAACCCUUCGAAUGUGAUGAGUGUGAUGCCACUUUUCGACAGAAACAGCUACUUAAACGCCACAAAGGCCUUUACCACACUGAUGAAGCUAGCUUAGGAUCACCAACAAAGGAGGGCAGAUUGAUUAUUGCAAAAGGAAAUACUGAUGAGAAUAGGCCAAAGUCAGAUAGCAUGGAAUCCUCUUUAUCCAGUGAUCAACUUAUCCAUGGAAGUCUGCUCACAGAUCUGAAGGCUGGUCGCCUAGGGAACAUGCCCAAAGUUGUGAUCGUACAUCCGGAUGGCAGCGUGGAGGAGGUGACUACUAAGCUCCACAGUCUGGCUCAGGACAAGUCCAUGGAGGAGGUCAUGGUGGCCAACAAUGAUAUCAUCAAGGAUAAAGCAAUGGAGGAAGCCAUGAUGCAUAUUGUAGGCGAUGAGACUCAGGAAUCAGAAAAUUCCAAGUCAGCUGUCCCAGAUGAUUACACUUUUACUGUGGCACAAACAGGGGACCGGGAGCUAGAUGGAGCCCCCAUUCAAACCUACACCAUGAUUUCAAAUGGAUCUCAAAUUCUGAGAGAUGAAGGUACACAGGCAACCUUGGAGACAGACAGUGAACAAAGUAAUGAAUCUCAGAACAACAUAGCCACUCUCAUCAGCAGCCAGACAAUUCAGAAGACUGCCGACACAAUUCUAGUCAGGAGCAAUACAGAUAGUAUUCCAGCUCUCCAAGAUGAAGUCGGCAUGAAAAUCGACUUGCCAACAACCCUAGAUGUGAAUGGAGAAGCCUUGACCUUCUAUACUAGUCCUUCCAUCAUCACAGCACAGGGGCUGAGUUUAGAAACACUGGACAGUUGUAAAAAGAGAAAAGAACUGGAGGACCUGGGUACAGAAGCCCAGAAUAAAAAGAUUUGUACAGAAGAAGGGGCAAAGAAUUAAAAAACUUUUAUGUUGAUAUGUUAUUAUAUUUGUGAUAGUAUCAUGUUUACUUUGGUGAAAGAUAUAAGGAAUUGGAAUGUUUUUGAAAAUUGAUUAUCUUUACAAAAUAUGCACUAAUAAACCGUAUGUUAUUGAAUGUUCAUUUGUUUAUUUGUAAAUAAAGAUAUACUUGUAAAUGUUCAA
This is a messenger RNA of Saccostrea cuccullata (small rock oyster), 1469 nucleotides long. Its product is annotated as zinc finger protein 148-like. The record is from RefSeq and is a predicted model, not a curated record. The coding region runs from base 180 to 1286 and encodes 368 amino acids. NCBI's taxonomy places the organism in Eukaryota, Metazoa, Mollusca, Bivalvia, Ostreida, Ostreidae. Gene Ontology annotation, cellular component: nucleus. Gene Ontology annotation, biological process: regulation of transcription by RNA polymerase II. The transcript has 8 exons. Gene Ontology annotation, molecular function: DNA-binding transcription factor activity, RNA polymerase II-specific.